CCACAGUCAUACGCGUAGUACCUUCCCCACAAGUCCCUCCCUUCCCUCCUCCCACCCAAAACACCCCCAUUAACCACCAAACCACACCGAUAAGUUACUUCACCCAAAAGUACCAACCCGCCACUACUGCACCCUCCUCCCGGCUCCCGCUCUCUCCGGUCCCUCCAGACCAUCUUCACGCCGACUGCGAUUCGCCAACCACCGCCGCGUCUCUGGUCUUUGCACAGCCCUACUACGACAGCGUACCUGCUUUGGCCUAUCUCGCCGAGACUACUUCCGCGCGGCAGUUGCUUCUUCUUCGUCUCCUCCUCUCUCUCUUUCUCGGUCCUUUCUCUCUGUUACCAUUUCUCAGAUAUAAUUUCAAAGGCAGCCUUAUGCACAUGCGAAAAGGGACGAUGCAGAGCUGUAGGACGCCCCGACGAGAUCAGAGCCGCGAACAUCCUUAGGAGGCUUGGAGAGCUAGCUGCUGGGAGAUAGCAAGCUAUAGAACAGAGAGGAGGAAAGAAAGAGCAAGAGCUCGGAUUGGUGAAGAAGGGAAGGGGAUACAACCACAAGCAACAGGAGCAGAUAUGCCGCCGAGGCGCUCGCAUAAGAAGUCAAGGGCGGGUUGCCAGAGAUGCAAGUUAAGAAAAGUUAAGUGCGACGAAGCCCACCCCAUCUGCGGGAACUGCACCAAACACGGCGUCCCCUGCGACUUUGACGACCCCUCCGCCCUCUCCCCCCCCAACUCGCUCGUCCGCUACACCACCCCUUCAUCCUCCAGCAAUUCCUCAUCCACGCCCAAACCCUCACCCUCAUCUUCCACAUCCCACCAAUUCCCCCCCUCUCCCAACCUCCCGUUCCACCUCGAUCCGCCAUUACCAUCCACGACGCUGUCUCCUUACUCCCCCACCUCGCGCGCCACGGAGCUGAGAUUGCUGCAUACAUACACCACCCUCACGGCCCCGACGCUGGCGUGGGGUGAUACACCCCCCGCAGCGCUAGCAUGGCAGCUCGCAGUCCCGAAUCUAGCAUUCAACACACCCUGCCUAAUGGACGCACUCCUCGCGAUCGCCGCCCUACACCUACGGGCACUCACACCCUCUGACCCCUCCCUACCGCGGUUAUUCCACGCAUACAUGGCCUCCGCGCUAUCCAGCUACACAGCGACACUCCACUCCGGCGUAACAGCCGAAAACGGUCCCGCCCUCUUCGCAACAGCUGCGUUGAUAGCUUUCCAAGCCUCUGCGUCGCGGCGGUUUCUCAACGAGCCCGGGAGCGAGGCAGAACCGUAUUCCCUACCCACACAAUGGUUCCACGCCUUCCAAGGUGUGAAAACCGUCGUUAUCGCCGCGUGGCCUUUCCUCCGCUCCUCGGAUAUCCGGCCGAUUAUCUCUGCGCAACCCGCUCUCGCACUAGAUCUCCACCCCAGCCGACCCGCGUUUUUCGACGACCUACUAGUAGGACUCGAUGAACAACUCGAAGCCCUACCAGAGGGAGAAAGAGACGAAACCCGCCGCGCCUACGAGCACUCUGUCGCCUAUCUGAACUGGGCCCACGCCCGCCCCGAAAAAGCCCGCAUCGUCGGCUUCCCCGCCACCGUCUCGCGCCGGUUCAUCGAGCUAGUCGACCGCGCCGACUCCCGCGCCCUCGCCGUCAUCGCUAGUUUCUUCGCCAUGACCCGCGCCGUAGACGGCGCAUGGUGGCUCUCCGGGGUAGCUCUUAAAGAAGUCCGCGGGAUCCUUGGGUUAUUGGAUGAGGAGUGGAGGGAGAGGGUGGGGUGGGCGGUUAGGGUGGCGGAGUGGGAGGGGGAGGUGGGGGAGGAUGUUUGGGGGGGGAGGUGGGGGGAGGGGGAAGGGGUUGAUGGGGGGAGUGGUGGGUGGGGAGAUGUUAGUGAACAUAUUGAGUUUGUGUUGACGAGGGGGGGGGGGAUGGUGGAGGGGGAGGCGUAUGGGGGGGUUGCGGAGGAGUAUGGGAUGGCGCUUGAUUGAUUGGGUGAUGGGUUGGCAGAUAUUUUGGGGGGGGGUUAUAUUCAUUGCAGAGGAGUUUUUGGGAGUGUGGGAGGGGAACAAUACAGCUGCUAGGAUUUCUUGGAGAUGGGCAUGGAGAGGGGGUCAAUAUCCACGUAUACGUAAAUAAUACACACAAAGAGGAUGUAUCAGAUACCGAUCGAUACACGUCACGCAAAAAAUCAGUAUAAAUAUUCU
Pseudogymnoascus verrucosus is the source of this 2186-nucleotide messenger RNA. RefSeq lists its product as uncharacterized. The transcript has 2 exons. The coding region runs from base 570 to 1970 and encodes 466 amino acids. Gene Ontology annotation, biological process: regulation of transcription by RNA polymerase II. The record is from RefSeq and is a predicted model, not a curated record. NCBI's taxonomy places the organism in Eukaryota, Fungi, Ascomycota, Leotiomycetes, Thelebolales, Thelebolaceae. Gene Ontology annotation, molecular function: zinc ion binding; DNA-binding transcription factor activity, RNA polymerase II-specific.